Messenger RNA from Oldenlandia corymbosa var. corymbosa, 2523 nucleotides. The record is from the annotation of a GenBank genome assembly. NCBI's taxonomy places the organism in Eukaryota, Viridiplantae, Streptophyta, Magnoliopsida, Gentianales, Rubiaceae.
AUUUUUGGUAUUUUGGAUGAUUAUUAAUAUUUUUCAAAGAUUUACUAUCUCAUUAAUUAUCCAUUUUGUUGCAUUUUGCAUUGGUUUCGAGUUGGGACUGAAAAACUUUAGUAUAUAUAUUAGUGUUUAUUAAUUUAUAGAGUAUCAAUCGGGGAAUUUUGAUUGUAUUUUAGUUGAAAUAUUCUCAAUCCAACACACUUUUUUUUUUUGGAAAGAAAAUCUAAAAGAGGAGAAUAUCAAUCACGGUUAUUUUAGACAAUUCAAUCUUUUUUUUGGUUUCUCAUUGCAAAAAAAAUAAAAAUAAACACAAAAAUUAGUGGCGAUAGGAGAAGCAUCGUUGCUGAAUCUUCCGGUAUCUGCUUCCUACCCGCCGUAGUCCAACCCACAAUAAUUGCUGACAUUCAUUCCAAAUUGUGGUGAAAAGUGAAACCUUUGAGCGGUUUAAGUUGCCUUAUGUAUGGAGGAUUCGAUUGGUUGAGUUUCCAGUCCAGUGCAGCAGCAACAAUCAGUGUGUAUCAGUAUGAAUACGGGGCCGGGUUCAGGGUCGGAGUCGAAGUCGCCGGAAUCGGAUUUUAACUCCUCUCCGAACUCAAACGGUUGGGGCAAAGCUAGAGGAGUGGUGCUUAAGUCGAUAGUGUUAAUCGGAGGGGCGCUUUUACUGAAGAGGCUCACCAAGUCCACUACUCGCUGGGACCAUGCUCGGUUCGUGGCACAAUCCCUCGCCGGCGAGAAGUUUUCCAAGGAGCAGGCGGCCAGAGAUCCUGAUAAUUACUUUAAUAUGAGAUGGUUAGCUUGCCCUGCUGCCGAAAUGGUUGAUGGUUCAAAGGUUUUGUAUUUUGAACAGGCAUUUUGGAGAACUCCUCAUAAACCAUAUCGCCAGAGAUUUUACAUGGUGAAGCCUUGUCCGAAGGAGAUGAAAUGUGAUGUUGAGCUAAGUACGUAUGCCAUCAGAGAUGCAGAGGAGUAUAAGAACUUUUGUGAUCGUCCAAAAGACCAGCGUCCGCAGCCUGAAGAAGUUAUUGGGGACAUUGCUGAGCAUUUGACAACCAUUCACUUAAAACGCUGUGAUCGAGGGAAGCGCUGCUUAUAUGAAGGCUCGACUCCACCAGAUGGAUUCCCCAACACAUGGAAUGGGGCAGCAUACUGUACAUCAGAACUAUCCGUCAUGAAGAACAAUGAAGUCCAUACCUGGGAUAGAGGUUACGAUGAAGAUGGAAACCAAGUUUGGGGUGCAAAGGCAGGUCCAUACGAGUUCAAACCAGCUCCUGCGUCUAGUUUUAAUGAUAUAUUCUCUCCCUUGAAUUUCCCUCCUCAACCCCUUGACAAAAGGAUACAAGGUUCAUUUGUAAUUCAGGAAUGAUCAAAAGGUGUAGAUCCGUAAAAGUGUCAAUUAUAUUUCAGGUUCAUUCUAUUCAAAUCUCUCAUAUUUAUCUUGGAGAAUCUUAUGUAAAUUUUGUGUAAAGCUAUAAAGUUUUCUUUAUACCCAGUGUUGAAUAGAAUGUAUCAGAUAUUCCAACAACUGACCACUAAGAAGAUCCCAAAAUUUUGUUACAUUUUCAUAUCAGAUCUUCGUGUAGUUGGAGCAUCCCGAACGGGUGAAAAGAAUAUUUCAUUGUUGAAUCAAAGUUAGCAUAAGAUGAAACAUAAACUGGACAUUUUUUCCAAGAAAAAUAGAACAAGAAAAUAUUAUAUGUGUUGUUCUAGAGCUGCAUUUAAAAACAUAUCACAGGAAGUGUAUGGAGGAGAAACUACAAAGAAAGCAUUCUUGCCAUGAUUCCUAGCUUCUUUCAAUCGAAUAAAAUCGAAUCCAUGACUUGUGGGAUGUUGAAGUGGUAGUUUAUCUAGCCUAAUAGGUGCUGUUCAAGUAGAAGUAUAGAGCAGCCAAUGCGACAACUCCUACUGCAAUCCCAAUUGGCAAUGCCUUUCCAACUGCUUCGUCCCUUUGAAGUUCAGCUUUCCUGGCUUUUCGAACAUUCAAGUCAUUAGCAUCCUUUGUCACCUUAGGCUCGUAUGGCUUAAAUCUUCGUUUUGGGGCACCACAAACUGCAAGAUUCAUAUAACAGUUUGUAAAUGUUCUUAUUUCGACCUGAGUAAUCUGAACUAUAUUUUUCUGUUUUUUUGAGUUCAUUUCAUCAACCAAAAUCUCCGCAAGAGAUUUCGAACUUAACGCAUACUAAGUGUCUCAGAGCUUUUAUUUGAUUUGAAAGUAAUCUAGAACAGUUGACUAUCAAAUGAGACCAAAAACGAAUGGUGAGAAGUGUAGGAUUCAAAUAGAGAAAUUCAGAUUGAGAUUGUGAAGAUCAAUUUACCAGGACAGAAGUAUUUGUCAGGUAGCUUCUCAAAGGGAGUUCUAUCAUUGUAAAUAUACCUGCACAAAACCACAUAAAUCUUAAGAGAUUUACACCAAAUUCAUAGGCCCCCCAGAACAGAGAAAACGCCAUAAAUCCAUAAUGAAUGAUUAAUAAUCCAGUAAAGCAGAGAAAAAAGAAUUAAGUUAGUUUACCCGCAAUCCCGGCAGAUGUA